AUGGCGCGCCUAUCCACCCAAGUCUCCGCGUCCGCGACUGCCGCAAUCACCGACCUUCCUACACACGACCAGCCCGACGACACAAUGAGCCUCGACGUACCCGAACAACUUCUUACACCAGAGAACAGCCGCUCCGAAACGUCUAGCAAUAAUGAAAACGCGUUAGCCGAGGAGAAACCCGCGCCCCGCCGAAGGUCAACACGUGUAGCACGCGCAUCGUUGCAGGCGGCCGAGACUCUGGAGGCUGCACCCGUCGAGAACGAGGAUGCUGCUGCCUCAACGAGCCAGGCAUAUGUCGACAGCCUUGCCCAGGCUAAGCGAUCCCGCUCCUCGCUGCGUCACAGUAUCGCCGUGAUGGAAUCGUCCAUCUUCACCGGUACGGCACUCCCCAAAGACGACACGAUUAUGACCGACUCCCACCCAAUGGCCCCCGACACACCGGUUUCGAAGUCUUCGCAGGAACCACAAGUUGAGGAUAUGGCUACUUCGCUUCAACAGCGAACUUUGCGAAAGCGCGUGGAAAAAGCCUUGGCCGAAGAUGCACAGACACCAAAGGCUAAAGCAACUCCCAAGAGCAAUUCUCGCAGUUCUGUGCGCCGCUCAACUCGCUUGAGUAUUGUGGAAAAAGCAUCUGAUCUGUUGGACCGCGCCAACAGUGUGUUGGGCAAGCGCUCGCGAGACUUGGGCGAUAAGGGCAAGGAAAUUGGCCGGCGUGCCAGCCUUCGGCCUCGAACCGUUCCUGUCAAGGAAGAUGCCCCUGCUCCCGCACCUGAACCUGCUGCAAAGAAGCGCCGCGUCUCCGAGAGCGAUUUAUCCAAAUUGCGCGAAGAGGAAACCAAAACCCCUUCAGAGGAGCCGGCUGCGCCAGCUCCCCCACCUCGGUACAAGCCCAAGCGGUGGCUAACUCAUGGGUUAUACACGGGACAAGAACCAUCCGACUCGCCUCCUAAGCAGCGUCGUAGCAAGAACUCUGCAAAGACUACGACUGGCCUCUCGCAGCGACGCCUCCUUCCCAUGCCCAUGUUCACUGGGUCCCGCAUAGUCAGCAAUGGCAGAGAUUACGUCCUACCAUUUGACAUUUUCUCGCCGCUCCCACCAGGUCAACCAAAACCGGAUGAAUGGCGGAAGACAAACAAAAAUGUUUUCGUCGGAGAUGCUGCUAGCGAAUGGAAGGCAAACAAAAAGCUGGAGCUGUCUACUUGCAUGUGCGAGGAGGAGACUGGCUGCGACGAAAACUGUCAAAACCGCUACAUGUUCUACGAGUGCGACAGUGGCAACUGCAGACUGGGCCCGGAGUGUGGAAACCGGAAUUUCAACGAGCUUAAGCACAGAACUAAGGCCGGGGGCAAGUAUAACAUCGGUGUCGAGGUGAUCAAGACGACCGAUCGUGGGUAUGGUGUACGGAGCAAUCGUACCUUUGAACCAAACCAGAUUAUCGUUGAGUACACUGGUGAGAUUAUUACACAGUUUGAGUGUGAGAGGAGGAUGCGAUCAGUGUACAAGAAUAAUGAGUGCUACUAUCUGAUGUACUUUGAUCAAAAUAUGAUCAUUGACGCUACUCGGGGAUCCAUUGCUCGCUUUGUCAACCACUCUUGCGAACCUAAUUGUCGCAUGGAAAAGUGGACUGUCGCUGGCAAGCCACGCAUGGCACUCUUUGCUGGUGAUCGUGGCAUCAUGACUGGGGAGGAACUGAGUUAUGAUUACAACUUUGAUCCAUACUCCAACAAGAAUGUUCAGCAAUGUCGCUGUGGAUCAGACAACUGCCGAGGCAUUCUUGGUCCGCGGCCAAAGGAUAAAGACCAGCGAGCCAAACUGGAGGAGAAGACACAGGCUGCGACCAAGAAGGUCAACGGCAAAAAGCGAAAGAUGACCGAUGCGGAGAGCACGACCUCGCAGAAGGGGAAGAAGCGCAAGCUGCUCACCCCUAAGUCGAUCAAGGCCGGAGUGAAGAAGGCUGUGGCUAAGGCCACCUCACGCGGCAAAGCUGCGACUAAAAAGACGACCAAAGCAUCGGCAGCCACUAGUCGGGGGAAGGCUGCCAAGAACAUUAAAUUGCCAAAGGUCAAGACCGCGUCAAGGGUCAAAGCUGCAGUUCAAAAGGGAGCCCGGUCAAAGGCACAGCCGACAAAGGCUGCGGCUGCCUCGUCAGUGAAGGGGUCAUCACCGCUCAAGCGGCCGUCCCCCGAGACCAAGAAGAAGAUCCUGGCGCGUGCUAAGGGUGGCAGCCGCCCAUCUCCCAAGAAAUCACCUGCCAAGGCUAAGAAGACUGAGGUGAAAUCUCCUCUCAAGUCUGCCGGAAGAAAGGCAUCCACUAAGAGCCCGGUCAAAGCUCGGAUGCCCAUUUCCAAAGCCAGGAAGUCAAGCGCGGCGCCCGGUCCUAAGGCGAAGAAGACCUUGACGGGCAGUGUGAAAAAGGCCGCGAAAAGCGUUGUUCGCACUGUGAGGGGGAAGAAGAACUAA
Molecule: messenger RNA, 2460 nt
Organism: Penicillium cataractarum
Lineage: Eukaryota; Fungi; Ascomycota; Eurotiomycetes; Eurotiales; Aspergillaceae
Product: putative histone-lysine N-methyltransferase (Ash1)
Exons: 4
Coding region: 1-2460 (819 amino acids)
Biological process (GO): regulation of DNA-templated transcription
Cellular component (GO): chromatin; nucleus
Molecular function (GO): histone H3K36 methyltransferase activity; protein binding
Source: RefSeq, a predicted model, not a curated record